Messenger RNA from Calypte anna (Anna's hummingbird), 1651 nucleotides. RefSeq names its product protein phosphatase 2 regulatory subunit B''gamma (gene PPP2R3C). The transcript is spliced from 13 exons. Gene Ontology annotation, biological process: T cell homeostasis; regulation of dephosphorylation; microtubule cytoskeleton organization. The coding region runs from base 119 to 1387 and encodes 422 amino acids. The record is from RefSeq and is a predicted model, not a curated record. Gene Ontology annotation, cellular component: centrosome; spindle. NCBI's taxonomy places the organism in Eukaryota, Metazoa, Chordata, Aves, Apodiformes, Trochilidae.
GGGGCCGCCUGGCCGCCCGCCGAGCGCGUGAGUGACCCGGACCGGACCGGACCGGAGGCGGCGCUCCUCGCCGCGGGGCUGGGCCAAAAAGACUGACCAAGAGCUAAAAGAUGAAGAAAUGGAAUUGUUCACAAAAUAUUACAUGGAAUGGAAAGGAGGAAGAAAAAGUGGCAUUACAUCAUAUACAAACAUACCACGGUUUUACUACAGGUUGCCAGCUGAAGAUGAAGUCUUGCUGCAGAAAUUAAGAGAAGAAUCCAGAGCAGUCUUUCUGCAAAGAAAAAGUAGAGAGCUGUUGGAUAAUGAAGAGCUGCAGAAUCUGUGGUUUCUACUGGACAAACAUCAGACAUCACCAAUGAUUGGGGAAGAAGCAAUGAUCAACUAUGAGAACUUCUUGAAAGUUGGUGAAAAAGCUGGAACUAAAUGCAAGCAGUUCUUCACAGCGAAGAUCUUUGCUAAAUUACUUCAUAAUGAUCCUUAUGGGAGGAUUUCUAUCAUGCAGUUCUUCAAUUAUGUCAUGCGAAAAGUGUGGCUUCAUCAGACAAGAAUAGGUCUUAGUUUGUACGACGUGGCAGGACAGGGCUACCUCAGAGAAUCAGAUUUAGAAAACUAUAUUUUGGAACUCAUCCCUACUUUGCCACAGCUGGAUGGUUUAGAAAAAUCUUUUUACUCCUUCUAUGUCUGCACAGCAGUUAGAAAGUUCUUCUUCUUUCUCGAUCCUCUCAGAACAGGGAAGAUAAAGAUUCAGGAUAUUUUAGCUUGCAGCUUUCUAGAUGACUUACUGGAGUUAAGGGAUGAAGAACUUUCUAAAGAAAGUCAGGAAACAAAUUGGUUUUCUGCUCCUUCUGCAUUAAGAGUUUAUGGCCAGUACUUAAACCUUGAUAAAGAUCACAAUGGCAUGCUCAGCAAAGAGGAACUGUCUCGGUAUGGAACAGGGACUCUGACCAACAUAUUUUUGGAUCGUGUCUUUCAGGAAUGCUUAACUUACGAUGGUGAAAUGGACUAUAAAACCUACCUGGACUUUGUGCUUGCAUUAGAAAACAGAAAGGAGCCUGCAGCUCUGCAGUAUAUUUUCAAGCUGCUUGAUAUAGAGAACAAAGGAUACCUGAAUGUCUUUUCCCUUAAUUAUUUCUUUAGGGCUAUUCAGGAACAAAUGAAAAUCCAUGGACAAGAGCCUGUUUCUUUUCAGGAUGUCAAGGAUGAAAUCUUUGAUAUGGUGAAGCCUAAGGAUCCAUACAAAAUCUCCCUUCAGGACUUAAUCAAUAGCAGCCAAGGAGACACUGUUACCAGCAUUCUAAUUGAUCUGAAUGGGUUCUGGACAUACGAGAACAGAGAGGUCCUUGUAGCAAGUGAUAAUGACAGUGCUGCUGAUGUUGAUGAUACAUGACUGUGAACAGGAGCAGACUCUGUCCAUAGAGAUACCUCAGUCUGAUGCAGCAGCUGUUUGAAGCUGGAAACAUUCAUUAUUUCAACCAGUGGCUCUUCCAUUUUACUUACCUUCCUCCCUUAUCUCCCUCCCCCACAUGAUACAAAAUGUGGUAUGUACAGGAAUAGCAGAAUUAAUUUCUUAAAUCAAAAAAGCAACUGUUGUUGUUUAGGAGUUUAAAAUUCUUUUUUUUUUUUUUUUUUUUAAAUAAAUAUUUUUGGACUU